Branchiostoma belcheri (Belcher's lancelet) is the source of this 2816-nucleotide messenger RNA. Its product is annotated as carboxypeptidase D-like. Gene Ontology annotation, biological process: proteolysis. Bases 184 to 1500 code for a protein of 438 amino acids. The transcript is spliced from 9 exons. The record is from RefSeq and is a predicted model, not a curated record. NCBI's taxonomy places the organism in Eukaryota, Metazoa, Chordata, Leptocardii, Amphioxiformes, Branchiostomatidae. Gene Ontology annotation, molecular function: metallocarboxypeptidase activity; zinc ion binding.
CCGGGACCCGGAAGUGGAUGUGGUAGGGGGUCCCAAGGCCAAGGUUUGGGUGGAGGAAAGUUGGCAGCACCAACAAACUACUGGGAGAUGAGCUGCUGCCAGGAUGAUUGCAGCUGCUGGUGUGCUUACUGGGAAGAAUUUUAAUCUGGCAGCAAGAGAUCUCAGGGGGUCCACCUCAAAACAAUGACGUCCGAACCAGGGAGGACUGCCAGGCUGCUGCUACUUCCUUUGGUGCUGUGGUUGCCAUGGUUACCACACAUUUUGGGACAGAAUGUUGUCCCUUUCGAGUACCACAACUACUCCCAGCUGACCCAGGUGUUAGAGUUUCACCAGAAUCAUAGCGACAUCACACACUUGUACAGCAUUGGGCAGUCUGUUCAAGGUAGGGAAUUAUGGGUAAUCGCCAUCUCGGACAACCCCACGGUCCAUGAAGUAGGGGAGCCAGAGGUCCAGUAUGUAGGAAACAUACAUGGCAACGAGGUGAUUGGUAAAGAAUUGCUGCUUCACCUAUUGGAGGAUCUGACAGGGGGUUAUGGGGAGAAUGAAACCAUCAGCAGGUUCCUGAACAGCACCAGACUCCACAUCCUCCCCGCCAUGAACCCUGAUGGGCUGGAGGGCAGCUUCGAGGGAGACUGUUACAGCUCCAUUGGCAGGGGGAAUGCUCUGAACUAUGACCUGAACAGGAACUUCCCGGAUAAGUUUGAAGAGAACACACACCCCAUCCAGCCUGAGACACGGGCCAUCAUGAACUGGGCCAGAACUAUACCAUUCUCACUGUCAGCCAUCUUCCAUGGUGGGGCCAUGGUGGCAAACUACCCCUGGGACAACACACCGUUAGGACAAGAUGGUCCAUCAAUCUACAGCCGCUCACCUGACGAUGACAUUUACCGGCACCUGGCGCUGACGUACUCCGAGAACCACGGCUCCAUGUACCAGGGCGACGUCUGCUCUGGGGACUUCUUCGAAGAUGGAAUCUCCAAUGGAGCAGACUGGUAUCCCUUGAGAGGAGGGAUGCAGGACUGGGUAUAUAUCCAUGGAGACUGCCUGACCAUCACCCUGGAGGUUUCCUGCUGCAAAUAUCCAACAGAAGACCAACUGAGGGACCACUGGGCAGAGAAUAAGAACUCUCUCAUAGAACUACUUCUUCAGGCGCAUAGAGGCAUUAAGGGCCAAGUGUUCAUCAAUGGAACAGACACUCCAGUCCCAGAUGCCACUGUGACCAUAGGAGACAGGGGCAACAGCUUCCACACUACAUCAGCUGGCGAGUUCUGGAGGAUUCUCGUACCCGGGCAGUACAGUGUGACGGUAUCCAAAGCUGGCUUCAGUAGUGAAACAAGGACAGUGACCGUCCCUUCCAACCUGACCUUCAGUGCAGCUAUAGAGGACUUCUACUUGGUGGAGACCGGCACCAGCUCAGCUCCGAAUGCUUCCGUACCGUCCCUUACAUUCAUCAUUACCUCAACACUAAUAUGCCUGCUAAAAGUGGAAACUGACCUUUGAUAAAGCCUUGAAGAAGUUGUAUAUUUUCACAGUAAUGUAACAUGGAAAAACCUUUAUAUUUUUAAGUAUUUUUUAUAAAAAUGUAUCGUGAAAACCCUAUUGUAAUGUGCAUGCCUGUGCAUGGCAGCUACUAACAGACUUUUUAAAUAGAGAAGAUGUAAUAUAUAUAUAUAUAUAUAACAUAUAUUGUAAUGUUUUAUGUAGAGGUAGAUAUGCAUGUAUUCAUUUAUCAUCAGGGAUGGACCAAAGAAAAUUGGGUGCAAAUUUUGUCAAAGCAACCAUUUUUGUUAUUUUUUUACUAGUCUUGUAUUUGCUAUGUGAGGGUUUUUUUCCACACAUCUUUUUGGAAUCCUCCCAGUAAGGUACCAGUUUACGGCCAAAUAAAAUACUUGUAGCAUUUGAAACACAUUUAAAUCAUCUUUGUCUUGUUUUGAGUAGGUAUCAUCAAGUAGUUUGAUGUUGAAAAAACACUUUAUUAAAAGGAACCAAUCAUUAAACUCUGUCCUCCUGUUGAAGGACAUGUAGUGUAGAUUAGAAAAAAACUUGCUCAAAAGGUGCCUAAGGUAGCCAAGAGACAAAUUAUGGUAAAAUCAGUGUGACUUUCAAACGAUUUACUUAUCAAGCAUUGAAUGCAAUGAGGUUGUGGUUCACUACCAGUGAAAAACUACAAGAUGCUGUAGCUUGAUAAAGUAUUGUUGAAUUUUCAUCCAUAAAAGUAUAGUGCCAUGGUAGGAGAUUAUUGUUCAAAAUAAAAGCUAUUCAAAGAUUUAAAGAAUCUAUAAAAUGCUAGUCACUAUGGUUGACUAUGAUAAGAAAGCAAGGUUUGAUAUCAGUUGCUGUUUCAAGCAUUUGUGUCAUUACGAAAUUGGAUGAAAUGUUAUGGAAUUCUGAAUGACUGUGGUUGCAGAUGUCUUGUUACUCCUUUCACAAAGCAUGUCUAAGGAUUAUACACCCCUUAAUUGCACAUGAGAAAUGAUAUUUGAUAUAUAGAUAUGAUAUUACACUUUGGCAUGUGUCCAUAACUCUUAUUCACCAUAAACUUAUCCUGGAUGUAAACUGGUAACUUUUCUUUACAAUUUCUUUCUAUUUUCACACAACACAACCUCAUAAUCCUAGAUGGUCCAUCCCUGAAGAAAGAAGUUAAUCUAUGAAGGAUGGCCCUUUCUCCCAGAUGUAAGAUGUAACACUACUUAUACUAUGUGCCAUGUUUGCGAUUGAUUACUCUGGUGUGUAUUGACAACUUAGUAGCAUACACUUUUUGCUGAAAUUGUGAAAACUGAAACUACUCAGUUAAAUGAAAUAAAAGAAUUCAAGUA